AUGUGGGCGACCAAGCUGCUGAAUUUGGACAUAAAGACUGCUCAAGAGAAGAGAGUAAUGGAUCUCCACGAACUCGAUGAGAUACGACUAGAGGCCUAUGAUAAUUCAAGAAUCUACAAGGAAAGAACCAAAGCUUUUCAUGACAAGAAGAUCCAACACAAGGAUUUUAAAGCUGGGGACAAAGUCCUUUUGUUCAACUCAAAGCUUCGGCUGUUCCCUGGGAAGCUCAAGUCAAGAUGGUCAGGACCCUUCGAAAUUAAAAAGUUGACAAAUAUCUUGAGGGGUGAACAUGUUGAGUUCAUACCUUCCACGGACACUCUGUACGAGUCUGGGGAUGAGGUGCAACGGGUAGAGGUUGCAGAAGCAGGAGCUGAUCCGAUGGAGAAAGACGCUGUUGAGUACCGCCCUGAGCAGUUCCACUUUGAGGAGUACUCAGAACCAUGA
Messenger RNA from Camelina sativa (false flax), 444 nucleotides. RefSeq lists its product as uncharacterized. NCBI's taxonomy places the organism in Eukaryota, Viridiplantae, Streptophyta, Magnoliopsida, Brassicales, Brassicaceae. The record is from RefSeq and is a predicted model, not a curated record.